Molecule: messenger RNA, 1527 nt
Organism: Cebus imitator (Panamanian white-faced capuchin)
Lineage: Eukaryota; Metazoa; Chordata; Mammalia; Primates; Cebidae
Source: RefSeq, a predicted model, not a curated record
AUCCCCGCUGGCUCCCGAACAGCCAGGGGGCGGGGGCAGGGCCGUGGGAACGCCCGAGGGGCAGGAGCCCAGUGUUUUAGCCUUCGAAGGACCAUGGUGCUUCCACGUCAUCGUGUUGUGGCGCUCCCCCCUGUGGUAGUACAGUAGUUUUCCUCUCUUCUGCCUGCGGUGACGGUUGGUGUGUGGGGUGCCCAGAGGCCUCCCUGGUCCCCUCACGCCUGGCAGAAUGGCUUCAGCCCAGGGGGCAAGCAGUCUUCGCCCGGUGGGGACCGCCCGCUACGCAGAGACGUCCACGGUCCGCGUGGAGACCUCAUCCCACCGCGUGGAGACAUCGUCCGGAUGGAGGGAGACCUCACAGGGCCGCAGCGAGGGGCCUUCCCUCUCCCCGUCGAGAAGGUGGCUCCCUGGCGUCCUCGCGGCGUCCUCCUGGCACGUGGAAGCCUCCUUGCAGCGCAUGGAAACGACCUCCCGCCACGUCAGGACCCUGCGGGUGGAGACGUCUCUGCACCGCGCGGAGAGCCCGGCCCCGAGGGCCAGGCCGGCCGCCCCUCAGAGAGAAAAAAACAGCCUGAUGAGAUGCUGCUUCCCAAAGGCCACCAAGGGGCCAGGGCCUUCGGCCAGGAGAGAAAGGCCUCCAGUUGCCAGCCAGCCAGCUGCCAGGUGGGCCAAUCUUUUUCGGUUUCAUGGAAACAGCCCAUAAAUCAAUGUAAGAAACAGCUAAGCUGCGGUUCCUGAACACAGCCAACGUUUUUUGACCAUCCUACGGCGUCUUGGACCAGUCGGCUUUUGAACCAGUGAAUUAUAUUCACUUGAAGUCAGCACAAAAGGUUUUCAGGCCCAGGAUGCUAUAUAAAUCGGGUUGAUGGACAAAGAGGCUGUUUGAGCCUCUGAGCCAGGUGAGUUUGGGAUCCAGAGCCCUCAGAUGACCUUCACCCCUUAGGAACAGAGACCAAACUGAAAUCAUGACCUGUGGAAUGAUUCCAUGCCUGCUAAAAGCUUGAAAGGCAACAGACUCAUAAAUUACCAAUUGGCCUUUGUUUAUGUUUCAAAGUAAAUGGUUUUCUUUUACCUGGCACCCCCAUUCACACACUUUUUAAAUGUAGGUUAGAUGUAGUUAAAAAUGACAGCAAACCCACCAGCAAGCAAAAAUAAUCUUAGAAGAGAAAGUGAAAGGAGGUCAUUGAAACCUGACCUGAGGUUUGAAGAAGAUGGACAAGAGUCAUAUUUACUGAGUACCUGCUCUGUGCCAGGCACUACAGAUGCUCCUCCACUUACGAUGGAGUUACCUCCCAAUAAACCCAUUGUAAGUAGAAAAUAUGGUAAUUUGAAAAUGCACUUACUAUCUACAACCUACUAAAUAUCGUAGCUUAGCCUAGCCUACCUUAAACAUGCUCAGGACACAUUAGCCUAAAGUUGAGCAAAAUCAUCUAACAGAAAGCCUAUUUUAUAAUAAAAUGUUGAAUAUCUCAUGUAAUUUAUUGCUUACUGUACUAAAAGUGAGAAACAACGGUUGUAUGGGUACUUAAA